CGUUUUGACCGGAAACGGAAUCACUCAAGGAUAGGAAAGGAACGGGGAAAUCAAAAUAUCUGAUGUUUGGAUGGAGGGAUUUGGCAAGAAAACGCAAGAAAAUUAGAGAGGAAAACGCGAAGAAAACAGAAGUGUAGCGAACCAGAACUUCUUCUUCUUCUUCUUCUUGAAUGCUUUCUUUACGAUACUGUCUGCCGCUUAUUCCGACAAGAUUGGAAUCAAUUCAAGCAUCGAAGAAAAAGUGCCCGAGGAGCUAUAUUAUAUGCGAGCAGAAAGGGCCGCGGCCAAGAUAUCCUCGAGUCUGGAAAACGAAAACGAGAAUAGGAACCGUCUCCAAGGCAGCCAAGCUAGUUGACUGUGUGAGUAUCUCCUGCCCUUCCAUUCUGCUUCUCUACGAAGAAUUUGAUGUAAAGGGAUUGUCGAAUGUGAAGGAGGAAGUGUAUGGCGCACUUGAUUCUUUUGUCGCUUGGGACUUGGAGUUCCCCCUGAUCACUGUAAAGAAAGCAUUGAGGACUCUAGAGCAUCAACAAGAAUGGAAAAGAGUAAUUCAGGUCUCUAAGUGGAUGCUGAACAAAGGGCAAGGGAGGACGAUGGGAACAUAUUUCAUCUUACUGAGUGCAUUGUCUGAGGAUGAAAGGCUCGACGAAGCUGAAGAGCUAUGGAAUAAGUUGUUCAUGCGGUACCUGGAAGGCAUGCCUCGUAAGUUCUUCGAUAAGAUGAUGUCCAUCUAUUACAAGAGGGAUAUGCACGACAAGAUGUUUGAGAUAUUUGCUGACAUGGAGGAACUGGGGGUCCAGCCGAGUGUUUCGAUAGUCAACAUGAUCGGGACCGUGUUCCAGCAUCAAGGCAUGGUGGACAAGUACGAGAAGCUGAAAGCCAAGUACCCUCCGCCGAAAUGGGAAUUCAGGUACAUCAAGGGGAAGCGUGUGAGGAUUCGAGCCAAGCAUUACCGUGAAUAUGAGAGUGAGAGGGGAGGGGCGAAUAAAGCGGAUGCAAGUCUUGAUGGCUCAAGCGAAAUGGACGAUGAUGAGAACCCAGACGAAAGCAGCAAUGAGGAAGAGACUAGUCUCAGCUCGGAUGAGUUUGACGAUGAGCUCGACGAUCAACUGAGUAGAGACACCAAUAGCAGCAAUGGAAACGAAGGUUUGAGCAGGAUUGAGCAGGAGUAGCGAUGAGGCAGCCUUUGCAUCAUAUCAGCAGUCCAUGGAACUUGACGAUGCCAGUUGAAGUCGGUAACGUCUUGAGACGAGGGCCAAGAGUUGAUUCGUUCCGGACUUGCAGAAUGCCAGCACAAGAGGAAAUCUGGUCGGCAAAGAAACUCUUAAGAGGUGGCAAUCGAAUUCAAACCUGUUCAUGUCAUCAUUGUGCUGGGCUGCUGGGCGCUCAUCGUGAGAUGCAAAACAGAGAUCAUAGUUUUGAUAGAAGCAUAGGAACCUUUUGACGAGGGUAAGGCAAACAGAAGCCAUGUUUUACCACUGAAUAGUCUAGUCUAGUCACCCUUUAUUUGUCACUCCCAAAUUACAAUUCUUGUUUUCAACUUGGGAAAAAGAGUUCCA
This is a messenger RNA of Linum tenue, 1556 nucleotides long. NCBI's taxonomy places the organism in Eukaryota, Viridiplantae, Streptophyta, Magnoliopsida, Malpighiales, Linaceae. The record is from the annotation of a GenBank genome assembly.